CCUCAGGUCAUACUUUGGACAAAAAGUCGCGACUUUGGGUUAAUUUAUUUUAAUUUAGCUUGAUUUGUUAAUACACUGUUUACGAAAUGGCAGCGAUACUUGUGGGAAUCGCAGAGACGAGCCAUUCCCCGCCCGCCAGAAGACGUUUUCAACUUCAGUAAGCCACCCACACGGCAUGGAUGUGCAGGCGACUCGUGUGGUUCCCGACGGCGGAUACGGCUGGGUUGUUGUGGCCGCUGUGGCCUUGAUCAAUAUGACCAACCAAUCAAUACUCUCGGUAUUUGGUCAGCUGUUUGUGGGGGAGCUGCGCCAGAUGCAAGGCGACACCUUCACAGCCGCCCUUAUAACCAAUCUCAACAGCCUGGCCCUGAACUUUUCCGGACUGUUUAUCGGACCCGCCAUUAAAAGCUUCAAGCCGCGCAAUGUGGCCGCCACCGGGUGCGUGCUGGUCUGGUUUGGGCUGACACUGUGUGCCUUUGCCACCCAAAGCUGGCACUUCAUAGUGGGCUACAGCUUCUUUGUGGGCUUCGGACUGGGCUUGAUUUCCCCUUCCACCUUCAUGGCUAUCAACUCGUACUUCACCAGCAAGCGCGGCCGUGCUGUCGGCGUCUCUUUGGCGGGGGCGGGUCUUGGCCAGGUAUUGAUUCCCCACCUAGUGCGAUACCUGCUGGAAAACCAUGGCUUCCGGUAUGCAGUCUUGGCGCUGUCGGCACUGUCAGUAACUGGGCUGGUGGGUGCCAUGUUCCUGAAGCCCCUAAAUCCCACGGGCAAGCACAACAACCAUCGACACAUGCGUCUCUUGGCUGACGCCGACCAGGCCGAUAAGCACCAAUCUAGUUCCCUGCAGGUCGUGGUGGUCCCUGCCUCUAACCAAACCAAGGGCGAGGAACUUAUCCCCAAGACAGAAACAAUUUGUGGCAGGUUAAGCCAGCGCCUGGUGCAGUCGAUGGAUCUGGAGCUGCUGAAGGACUUCGUCUUCUGGAGCAUCAUCAUCGGCAUGGCCCUCGUCUACACGGCCACUGUCAACUUCACGAUGAUUUUCCCCGGUUUCCUCGGACAAUCGGCUGGCUUCGACAGCCAGGUCGUGGCCUUCUGUAUGUCGGCAGUAGCAGGAGCCGACAUUGUGUGUCGACUGUUGCUACCCAUUAUUACAGAUCACUUGCGGAUCCCUUACCGCGUAGUCUUCCUGCUUGGCACCGCCGGUCUCUUCGCCGCCCGCUGCAUUUUGGCGCAAAGCAAGGACCUGCCCAUCAUCAUCGUCAUGUCCGUUCUUAUUGGAGUCAUGAAGUCUGCCACUGUGCUCAACAACAAUCUGACCAUAUCGUCCCAUUGCCGCUCCGAGAAGCUGGCGGGCGGCCUGGGAUUGAGCAUGAUGUCGAAGGGCGUAAUAGUUAUUUCAGUGGGGCAGAUGCUGGGAUGGGUCCGGGACUUUGCCGACUCGUACACUAUCUGUCUUUAUGCCCAGGCAGUCAUACUGCUGCUGGUAGUGCUAGCGUGGACGCCAGAAAUUCUCUUCCGCCACCGAAAGCAACGCAGGCAGCGACGCACUACCACAAAGUCAAUGGAAACAACAGUAGACGGUGGCGAAGAGGUGGCCAAACUCAACUCAUAAUUGGCUUCCGAGAGGCAGGCGUGGCCGCUAUUGAGACUGAUGUGCUUGGAGUCAUCCGGUUGUGAGAAUGGACCAGUCCUGGCAGGGAGCAGGUACACAUCUAGCUAUAAGCUUUCGACUAUUUAUUACCAUGUAGCACUUACGAUACUUAACUUUUGUACUGCCAUAAGAGACGAAAUAUAAUUUAUAUAACAUUCA
Drosophila ananassae is the source of this 1810-nucleotide messenger RNA. RefSeq names its product monocarboxylate transporter 12. Gene Ontology annotation, molecular function: monocarboxylic acid transmembrane transporter activity. The transcript is spliced from 4 exons. The record is from RefSeq and is a predicted model, not a curated record. NCBI's taxonomy places the organism in Eukaryota, Metazoa, Arthropoda, Insecta, Diptera, Drosophilidae. Gene Ontology annotation, biological process: monocarboxylic acid transport; transmembrane transport. The coding region runs from base 176 to 1612 and encodes 478 amino acids.